This is a messenger RNA of Phyllostomus discolor (pale spear-nosed bat), 4746 nucleotides long. RefSeq names its product glucosaminyl (N-acetyl) transferase 1 (gene GCNT1). The transcript is spliced from 4 exons. Bases 579 to 1865 code for a protein of 428 amino acids. NCBI's taxonomy places the organism in Eukaryota, Metazoa, Chordata, Mammalia, Chiroptera, Phyllostomidae. Gene Ontology annotation, cellular component: membrane. The record is from RefSeq and is a predicted model, not a curated record. Gene Ontology annotation, molecular function: beta-1,3-galactosyl-O-glycosyl-glycoprotein beta-1,6-N-acetylglucosaminyltransferase activity.
AGGAGGCUGGGGUUGAGGUACCAGGACUUCUGGAGCUCCGCGCAGAGCCCCAGGAGCCCGUGCCCCGAGAGGGACGACACCGUGUGGCUUCUCUGGGGUGCCACGCUAUACCGUAUUCUCCUGCGCCCCCGGCGCCAGACUCUGGCUGCAGGGAGGAGAGUCUUCGUUUCCAGAAUAGUGCAACAGGCGAAUUGGGAGGAUAUACGGUCUUGAGAGAAAGCGAUGGUGCCUGGAGAUGAGAACACAGCCACAGCUAUUUGUGGCCUGAAUUUGAUUUUUUUGAAAGCCUCAUGGGACAUAACACCGUUGCUGGAUGCCUGGUAAAAUUAAGAGACCUGACUGCGUGAGAGGCACUCUGCGUGGGCACAGGAUGUCACCUGGAAUCAAGUAACUAAACGAGCUAGAUGAUCCUUAACUUUAAAUGGUAAAAAAAUUAGCGCUCUUCUGCACGUAAAGAUGCCUUUGCACUUCUGAUAAAUGCAAACUGACAGCUCCCAAGGCCAGGACAGAAGCAACAUCAUUGCUGCCAGAAGCCUGGAAGACUGUCCUUAGAAAAGGAAAGUCCCCAGUUGUCUGAAAUGCUGAAGAAGUUGCUGAGGAGGAGACUUUUUUCUUAUCCCGCUAAAUACUACUUCUUGUUUCUUGUUUUUUCUCUAGUCACUUACUCUGUUCUAAGAAUUUAUCAAAAGCCCGAGUUUGUGAGCAUCGAACAUUUGGAUCUGGUCGGAGAUAAUCCUAGUAGUAAUAUCAAUUGUACCAAGGUUUUACUGGGUGAUGUAGAUGAAGUUGAAAAGGUAAAGCUUGAGAUUUUAACUGUGAAGUUUAGAAAGCGCCCUCAGUGGACAACUUAUGACUAUAUAAACAUGACUAGUGAUUGUACUUCCUUCAUCAAGAGGCGCAAAUAUAUUGUAGAACCCCUUAGCAAAGAAGAAGCAGAGUUUCCAAUAGCAUAUUCCAUAGUGGUUCAUCACAAAAUCGAAAUGCUUGACAGGCUCCUGAGGGCCAUCUACAUGCCUCAGAAUUUCUAUUGCAUUCACGUGGACAAAAAAUCAGAGGAUUCCUUUUUGGCGGCAGUGAUCGGUAUUGCGUCCUGUUUCAGUAAUGUCUUCGUGGCCAGUCAGCUGGAGACCGUGGUGUAUGCGUCGUGGAGUAGGGUUCAGGCCGACCUCAACUGUAUGCAGGACCUCUACAAAAUGAGUACAGACUGGAAGUACUUGAUAAAUCUCUGUGGUAUGGAUUUUCCAAUUAAAACCAACCUGGAAAUUGUCAGGAAACUCAAGUCGUUAAUGGGAGAAAACAACCUAGAGACAGAGAAAAUGCCACCCCAUAAAAAAGAAAGGUGGAAAAAACAUUAUACGGUCGUUAAUGGAAAGCUGACAAAUACAGGGACUGACAAAACGCACCCUCCUCUGGAAACACCUCUGUUUUCGGGCAGUGCCUAUUUUGUGGUCAGUAGGAAGUAUGUGGAGUACGUGCUAGAGAAUGAACAAAUCCAAAAGUUUGUGGACUGGGCAAAAGACACAUACAGCCCAGAUGAGUAUCUCUGGGCCACCAUUCAGAGGAUCCCUGAAGUUCCAGGCUCACUGCCCUUAAGCCAUAAGUAUGACAUGUCUGACAUGCAGGCGAUUGCUAGGUUUGUCAUGUGGCAGUACUUUGAAGGCGACGUUUCCAAGGGCGCCCCCUAUCCACCCUGCAACGGCGUCCACGUGCGCUCCGUGUGUGUCUUUGGAGCAGGUGACUUGAACUGGAUACUGCGCAACCACCACUUGUUUGCCAAUAAGUUUGACGUGGACGUUGACCCCUUUGCCAUCCAGUGUUUAGAUGAACAUCUAAGGCAUAAAGCUCUGGAGACAUUAAAACACUGACCAUUCAUUGUCCGCAAUUUUAGAAAUAGUGAGAAUGCUGCCUGAGAUGUAUCCCAUCUGAGUCUUCUGCCCUGUUAAUAAACUUCAGAAACACUGUAGGGGGUGCUCUUUGGAGCGGGGCCUCCAGCUGUUCAUGUUAGAGAAGCUACGUGGUCUACGCAGAGCACAGUUGCUUAGAAAGCGUACAGCACUAAGUGCUGACUUAGAGUUAACGUGAGGCCAGGGCAGUUUGUAAGGCUUUACUGGGGAGAGGUGGCCCCGGAGGCCAGAUGCAAAAACCAGCCCGUUACAGAGCUCAGGGACUUAACAAAAUAAUAAGAUUCAACUUGUGCCAAAAUUACUUCGAGAGCUUUAAAUAUAACAGUUUUCUUGAUUUGAAUAAAUUUAUAGCAAAACCCAAUCAUAAUGAUAUAAUUUAUAUUGUAGGUUAUAUGGUUGAAUUAGAAAUCUGACUUUACUGUAAAUGAUUCUUGUGAAUACAGUUGACUUUCUGCUGCAACAUCGUGCUGUGUGUUGUAUCUGUGGGUCAUCUCAGGGAACUUGAAAAAAUGGGCUUGACCAAAUGUAAAUACUUCUGAUUAACUUGUUUCUACCAAUGUACACAUGUUUCUAAAAACAAAAAAUGGCAAUUUCUAGUUUUGUUGAUUCUGUGAAUCAUCUUAGAUGAUUAGAAAUACCUUAGGUUAUUAAAUAAGAUAUCUUUGUUUAUUAUUAAAGUUUCUACAGAAUAACACUCAAUUUUACAUAUAUUUGUCUCCCACCAUCUCCCCAGACCCUGUUAUCACACUGUAUAAAAACUGGUUUUAUAGUCCCCACACAACUUCCUCAGUUCUGUUAUAUGAUGUGAUUGACAGUAAUUUGUGUAGGGAACUAACAGAAAUGGUGAAGUGUGGGUAUGAAGUGGGGAGAAGAAGGAGUCAUAUUCAGACCCUACCUGAGGCCUGGGACAAGUGUUAAAAACCAGCAGUUGCCACCAUCUGCAGAAAUUAAGGCUGGUGCUCUUUGCCUGUGUCCAGCCUCCCAGCAUCUUGCAUCCUAGUGUGACUGGUGUCCAUUUCCAAGGAACUGGUUUCCCUUGACCUUGCUUCUUCAUGUUACCUACCCAAUGGUUGCUCCUUAGCCCUUGGGUUGUAAGUGUCCUUCUCUCUCAGAACCAACGAAGAAGGAAUAGGUGUUCUGUUGUUCUACAUACUGUGCUUCAAAGCCUGGGAAUCUGAAAGGAACCAUUAGGUCAGAGGCAGAUCAUUUUAGUAUUGGUAUUAUUCACAGCACAUGACUUUUACUGUGGUUUUUCACCAAAAGACAGAUGAUUUGAGGUUGCUGUUAUGCUUGCUCUUUGGCUAAGCUGAUACUUACUGUUCAGCUAAAGCUCUAACAGGAAAUGUGAAACUUUAUCAUUUAGCUAAGGCUUUAAACAAGAAUCAAAACCAGGUACUUUAUUUCUAAAGCAAAAGCCUCUUAAAUAGUGCAUGAGAAAUUCAUAACGUCAGACAGUGUCUAAGCCUUCAACUGAGAAAACAUUUUUAUUCCUCAAAGUUAGAAAACAUUUUUAUUUUAUGGAGAAGUAUGUUAUAUUGACCUCCAGAAUGAGUUUCAUGGUUUUCUGUAAAGCUGUAUCAUUUGUAAACAUGAAAGUCAGUGGGUUGCUGUGUUUUGCACGAUUUGAUACGGCAGCUUUGAAAACUCACGUGAGGACGUCAAUGAGGGAAUUACGUGAGUGUUCCGUCUCUUCCCUUCUAAUCCAGCUGGUUCUUUCAGUGCAUGUCAAAUGUCUCUUCGUUUCUCUAGUAGCAGAAGGGUUUUACCUUUGAGGCUUUUUAGGCCUUUUCUUUCUAACUGUGAAACCAGUGAUGUUCAGUAACACUCACUUUGUGUCUUAUAGUUGAGCUUCAUUCAUAAUGUCCUGUUUUAUGGAUGUUUUUCAUGUUUAUUUAAAAAAUUCACAAAUUAAUAGGAAAAUUAAAAGCAAUAGUACAGGGAACACCAUACAACCCUUGUCUGGAGUCCUGCUUUUUAACAUCAUGCCGCUUUUGCUUUAAAUAUUAUUUUUUAAAUUUAGCAAAAUUGAAAAUUAAAAAGCUUUUUAAAUUUACAAAUACCCAGUUAUCCUUUAUCUCAACAUUCUCAUUGUAGUAUGAUUGUAUCUGAUUUACAUUUAUUUAGGCAGGUUUUGAGGGCUUUUUCUCCACCCCAGACAUAAAAAUAGAACUUUUUGAGUCUGUUUCGCCAGCCCCACAAUGAAACUGUGGACUCACCAUCUUUUAUGUAUCUGUGGAACCUCAUCUUCCUAGAAUGGUACCUGUUGAAUUGUGUCUGAAUAUUACCCCACUGCUAGUGACUACUAAAGGCAUUACAUAGAAUUCGUUUAUUAGGACUCUUACUUUUAUACCUUUCAGGUUAACCUAAAAAAGCAAGUGAAAUAUAUACUCCCAGGACAAGCAAUUUGAAGAGUCAAAAAAAUUGGUUCCAAAAGGAAGCUCAUAUUACAUUCAGAAGGUGCAAAACAUAUGUACUUUGGGAAAGAUAAGGAAAUUAUUUAAAUAGUUUCAUGUGUAAGUUUUUAAACACUAUUUCUUCUUACUGUCAUUUAAGAUCUUUUGUAGGAAAUCAUUAGAAAUCAUGCACAAAUAAACCCUUAAACAUAUAUAAACUGCCAUUUUGUGUGAUGGAAGGAUUAUUCUAGUUAGUGAAGUACUGCAAAAAGAUUCAAUAUUACUUAUUAUGGACAAGUUAACAAAAAUGUUUCUUUUAUAGGCAAUUACCUAGGUUCUUCCCAAACCAUAGAAAACGGCCACUCAGCCAUGUGAAUGUGAAGCAUCAUUGGUCUCUAAAUAUGUAUUUGUGUCAUUUGUCGAGCAUAAUUCACUUAAAUGAAGUAACA